AAUUCUCGCUUCUGUAGCAUUUUUUCCGUUCCUUCAACCGUUUUCGUCCUCGAUCUCAGAAACCAAAAGGACCGACGAUGAGUGACUUUUCAGCGGACGAUCGUCAACAGUAUGGUGACAUGAUGGCCUUUGGCAUGUUCUUAGUCUUGAGUACUGCCAUGUCCUGUUGCACCGUCUUGAUGUGCAUGAAUUGUUAUAGAUGCUGGGACAUUUUGAAAGGACUACGCGACGAGCGCGAGCGCGAGCGACGACAUUUGUUCUUCAAAGCUUCGAGAGCAGUCGAUGUCCAGCGAGCGGCACAAACUGAUGACGGAGUUCUUCGUUUGUACAUAGGAAGUGAUUCGAGGAAGUAUCCGUCGUUGACAAAGGCGAUACGAAUGCUUGACCCAUCAUCCAAUUUUCGCGGCGUCGUUCUUGUGAUGGAUCUCAGUCGUUCAAGGGUCUCAGACGACAAAAGAGCUCGCGACUUUUUCGGCGCCAUUGGCAGUGUGGGCAACGUCCAAUAUCUAGGCAUUGAAGCACAGGGAGGGGUUCCAGGACGAGUGCAUGUAGGGCAUUUGACAUCGUUGCUGAUGAGCUUCCACGAGAGCUUGACGACUCUUGAAAUUGGAGGCGUCCAGCUGAAUGGCAAUGCGUACAUGCUGGAAGAGUUUGUUCUCGCAUUGGGGUGUCUACGGCGUCUUAAAAAGUGCGUGUUAAAACGCCGCGUUCGACUCGAUGGAGACAUCGAUAUGAGUAAAGUGCUCGGAGCUCUUUCGAAACUACCAAGGCUGUCCUGGCUCGAGCUGCAUUCCCCAUGGUGGCAACGUCCGUCGUUGCGAGGAUUUAGGCCAUCUUCCGUAUCCACGGACACUUUCCGUGGCUUGCUAUUGAGAGGAAACAUGGAGACUCUGUCCUUGGGCAGGAUUCAUUGUCUCGAUCCAGUUAUUGAUGUCGUGGCUGAUUGCAUUCAGUUGUCAAGGGGUCUACGAAGGCUUGAACUUGGUGUCUACCUCGACAGCACCAGCGCGUCUCCGCCCAUGUUUCGUCUCGUAAGGCUGGUCCGGGCUCUUGGGGACAACUCGAGCUUGGAAGAGCUCGUUUUUGACAUCCACUGCAGAUUGUCUUCGGACUACGACCUUCUGAGCGACUUGUGGACCGCACUCGGAGAGACCCUUUCGACAAGUCCAGGUUCGAAGCUCCAGCAUUUCAAGGCAAAGAUCCCUUGGAGAUAUUUUCCACUUGGUGGUAUGGGUACUCGCGAUGUGAAAACGUUGGUUCGGCUCGUUGAGGCAAACAGCAGGCUACUCAGCUUUGAAGUCGCUACCCUGAGAGCGAGAUUAGAAGAGGAUGCCGAUUCGGUAUCCUUGAAAGUAAUCUCACGGGCACAGCAUUUGCACGAGGAUAUUGACAUGUACAUCCAUCUGAAUCGGCAUGGUCGAAAGGAUCUCCUAGAAGAUCCUCACAAAAUCUCAAUGACCCAAUGGACUGAUACCUUUGAACAAUUGAGCAAAGAGAACCUCCAUUGCGUUCAUUACUACCUCGACAAGUUUCCUUGGCUAUUGACGCCUGGUCAUUUGGACCUACAAGGCGGCGUACUGGAAGAAUCAGAAGCGUUGGCUUCUACUUUUGAGCUGACAGGAGAAAAAGACCACCAGGAAAGCAUUGACUUUUAUGACAUCGAGAGCGGUAUUGACCAACUAGUGACGCAACUAUGAACAAACAUGAUACAACGGCAAAGUCACAUAUCGAUACGGCAAGGGCCCCUACUGAAGUCAACGCUACCGUACGUCGCAAUGAACUGAGCAUCGCAGUUCCCGGUAGGGAUACGACUCUUCGUAUCCCAUUGGCUGUAUGGACGCGUCCACUGUGGCCACGGUGCACGUGUGCGAGAUUCCGAUCCAUCGAAUGCAGCUAGAGCGUCGUAGUUGUACAUGUCCUUGUGUGAACUUUAGCAUCAAAAGAGUAACUAACCUGUGACAUAGUCGGACCUGAUUGUACCACACAGUCAACGCAAAAA
Messenger RNA from Seminavis robusta, 1999 nucleotides. The record is from the annotation of a GenBank genome assembly. Lineage: Eukaryota; Bacillariophyta; Bacillariophyceae; Naviculales; Naviculaceae.